Carlito syrichta (Philippine tarsier) is the source of this 1676-nucleotide messenger RNA. Its product is annotated as lysophospholipid acyltransferase 5-like. The record is from RefSeq and is a predicted model, not a curated record. Gene Ontology annotation, molecular function: 1-acylglycerophosphocholine O-acyltransferase activity; lysophospholipid acyltransferase activity. Bases 1 to 1512 code for a protein of 503 amino acids. Gene Ontology annotation, biological process: lipid modification; phosphatidylcholine biosynthetic process. Gene Ontology annotation, cellular component: membrane. Lineage: Eukaryota; Metazoa; Chordata; Mammalia; Primates; Tarsiidae. The transcript has 2 exons.
AUGGCGGCCGAGAGGGAUGCGGGCGCCGCGGGGCCCCUGUGGCCGGACGUGCCGGAGCUGAGCCUCGGAGAGCUGGCCGCGUCGCUGGGCGCGUCGGAGCAGGCGCUGCGGCUCGUCAUCUCCAUCUUCCUGGGUUACCCCCUCGCUCUGUUUUAUCGGCAUUACCAUUUCUACAAGGACAGCUGCCCCAUCCACCUCUUCCACACCUUUACGGGUCUCUCAAUUGCUUGUUUUAACGUUGGAAACCAGCUCUGCCACGCCCUGCUCUGCGUUGUGCUGCUGUUCCUCAUCCUCCAGCUCCUGGGCCGCACCGUCACGGCCGUCCUCCUGACCUUUGGCCUCCAGACGGCCUACCUUCUUGCUGGCUAUUACACAGCCACCGGCAACGACAACAUCAAGUGGACAAUGCCGCAUUGUGUCCUGACGUUGAAGCUGAUGGGUUUGGCCACGGACUACCUUGACGGAGGGAAAGAUCAGCACCGUCCCUGCCCUCAAGCGCCUGAGCCUGGGCCUGGGCCUCGUCUACCUGGUGGGCUACACGCUGCUCAGCCCACACAUCACGGAAGACUACCUCCUCACCGAGGACUGCGGAAACCCCCUUUCUGGUUCCGCUGCAUGUACAUGCUGGUCUGGGGCAAGUUUGUGCUGUACCAGUGCGUCACCUGUUGGCUGGUCACAGAAGGAGUGUGCAUCCUCACGGGGCUGGGCUUCAACGACUUCACAGAAGCGGGCAAGGCCAAGUGGGAGGCCUGCGCCAACACGAAGGUGGCUCUUCGAGACAACUCCGCGCUUCACUGGCACCAUCGCCUCGUUCAGCAUCAACACCAACGCCUGGGUGGCCCGUUACUUCUUCAAACGACUCAAGUUCCUUGGAAACAAAGAGCUCUCCCAGGGCCUCUCACUCCUGUUCCUGGCCCUCUGGCAUGGCCUGCACUCGGGAUACCUGGUCUGCUUCCAGAUGGAAUUCCUCAUCGUCAUCGUGGAGAGACAGGCCGCCAGGCUGAUUCCGGAGAGCUCCACCCUGAGCAACCUGGCCUCCAUGACUGUCCUGCAACCUGUCUACUACUUGGUGCAACAGACCAUCCACUGGCUCUUCAUGGGUUACUCGGUGACUGCCUUCUGCCUCUUCACGUGGGACAAAUGACUGAAGGUGUACAAAUCCAUCUAUUUUCUUGGCCACAUCUUCUUCUUGAGUCUACUAUUCAUACUGCCUUAUGUUCACAAAGCAAUGGUGCCAAGGAAAGAGAAUCUAAAGAAGAUGGAAUAAUCUGUCUCCUGGGUGGCCUGCAGCAGGACUGGUGCCGAAACAUGUCUCCCUCUCACAGCGCUGCCUUGCCCCUGAGCACAGAGAACAGAAAAGCCAGGGCACUGGAAGAGGUGCUCCCAUCUAUGCCUCUGCUGCCAGCCAAGUCUUCAUCCGGAGCCAAAGGGAAUACUCUUGUGGGAGGUCAGAGGGGCUGUGUCUCCCCUCGGAGCUCCCCCCUGUACGUUGCCUUAUCUCUCCCCCUUUAGCCAGGAAUCUGUUGUGUUUUUCUUCUGCCAAUUUACUAUGAUUGCAUAUGUGUUGCAACCCCGCCCUAUGGGGGGGUGGGCAGGGGUGCAAGGCCCUGCCUGCUCCACAUUUUCUACCUUGGGGCUGUACCAGAAAAAAUCACUUCUGUUUGUUCCGUUUUUCA